Molecule: messenger RNA, 384 nt
Organism: Alosa sapidissima (American shad)
Lineage: Eukaryota; Metazoa; Chordata; Actinopteri; Clupeiformes; Clupeidae
Gene: gng13a
Product: guanine nucleotide binding protein (G protein), gamma 13a
Exons: 3
Coding region: 131-334 (67 amino acids)
Biological process (GO): phospholipase C-activating G protein-coupled receptor signaling pathway; sensory perception of taste
Cellular component (GO): heterotrimeric G-protein complex
Molecular function (GO): G-protein beta-subunit binding
Source: RefSeq, a predicted model, not a curated record
ACCUGCCUGCAGUUCCUCAUACAGAGGCUGUUCAGUGUCCAUAGCACCCUUCUGGAAAUUUCUCUCUCUCACACACACACACAUCUUACUCGGUCUACAUUGUCCCUGUGUGGAACAGCUGCUUGAGAAGAUGGAUGAGCUGGAUGCCUCUCAGUUGCAGAGAGAAGUUGAGAGUUUGAAACAGCAACUUCAGACCAACAGAGAAAAAUCAUCUGUGACCAUUGCCGACUUGGUGAAGUGGAUUGAAGAGGGCGUGGACAAGGACCCUUUCCUGAAUGCUGAUUCGCUGAGGAGCAAUCCAUGGGUGGAGACUGGGAAAUGUGUGCUUCUCUAAGCCACACCCAUCUGCUAUCGCUAUGGCAACAGAUCUCUAAUAAAACUAUU